Melospiza melodia melodia is the source of this 1316-nucleotide messenger RNA. It is a transcript of the gene TBPL2, whose product is annotated as TATA-box binding protein like 2. Gene Ontology annotation, molecular function: DNA binding; RNA polymerase II general transcription initiation factor activity. The transcript has 7 exons. The coding region runs from base 1 to 963 and encodes 320 amino acids. Lineage: Eukaryota; Metazoa; Chordata; Aves; Passeriformes; Passerellidae. The record is from RefSeq and is a predicted model, not a curated record. Gene Ontology annotation, biological process: DNA-templated transcription initiation.
AUGGAGGGCGUAUCGCUGCUGGAGCGGUACCUGGAGAGCUGCAGUGGGCAGGAUGACUUCUCCACUAGUCCUCAUCUGUUCACUCCUAUGAGCCCUUAUGAUUUAGAACUUCCAAUUCAAGCAUCUUCCCAGUUAAGUGAGUCCAAGGAGCUCCACACAGACUUCUCCUCCGUGGACCUCAGCUUUCUCCCAGAUGUCACCCAAGACAACAAAGAACAAAGCCUCUCUGAGGAUGCUCAGGAAACCCAAAAAGAGCUUGAUGGGUCCCUCCCAAGUAAGGAGGACAGUGGUGUUUUCAUGGAUGAGAGCAGCUUGUCACAUCCAGGUGCAGCUGAGCCAUCUCCUGAAGCUCCUGGCGUGUGUCCUCCCCUGACUCCGAUGACUCCGAUCACCCCGGCAACAUCUGCCUCAGAAAGUUCUGGAAUAGUCCCCCAGCUGCAGAAUAUUGUGUCAACUGUAAACUUGGCUUGUAAACUGGAUCUGAAGAACAUAGCUCUGCAUGCCAGAAAUGCAGAGUAUAACCCAAAGAGGUUUGCUGCUGUCAUCAUGAGAAUCAGGGAACCACGAACAACAGCCCUCAUCUUCAGUUCAGGAAAAAUGGUCUGCACAGGAGCAAAAAGUGAAGAGCAGUCGAGGCUGGCAGCCAGGAAAUACGCACGGGUGGUGCAGAAGCUCGGCUUCCCUGCCAAGUUCUUGGACUUCAAGAUCCAGAAUAUGGUGGGGAGCUGUGAUGUGAGGUUCCCCAUCCGCCUGGAGAGCCUGGUUCUCACCCACCAGCAGUUCAGCAGCUAUGAGCCUGAACUAUUCCCUGGCCUGGUUUAUAGGAUGGUCAAACCAAGGAUAGUGCUGCUGAUCUUUGUGUCUGGGAAAGUUGUACUGACUGGAGCAAAAGACCGUUCUGAAAUCUAUGAGGCCUUUGAGAACAUCUACCCCAUUUUAAGAGGCUUCAAGAAACCAUCGUGACACAGCUCCCAGAGCAAUCCAGAACAACCCCUGGGCUUGUGUUGCUGUGCUUGGAGCAGAACCAAGGGCAUUCCUGGACACAUCUGUGGACUAUUAAGCAAAUUAUUCAUUUUGGAAUGCCACAUAUGCUGAUGCCUUUCUAUAGCUUGUGAAAUGUUCUUUUCUUUCAGAUUAUCUGAGCUCUGACAAUUUCUGUCAAGUUAAAGCACUUGAUAAAUGAAUGCACUUUUGAUAGAAUGUAUGUUAAGGUGGCACUUAAAAAUAUUUUGCAAUAGAAGCCAUGUGUCUCCUUCCCUGUUGAACAGGUGAAUCCACACUGCACUUCAAACUGGAUUAAUCGGAAUCCUCGGCUC